Babesia microti strain RI is the source of this 234-nucleotide messenger RNA. RefSeq lists its product as hypothetical. Bases 1 to 234 code for a protein of 77 amino acids. The transcript has a single exon. The record is from RefSeq and is a predicted model, not a curated record. Lineage: Eukaryota; Apicomplexa; Aconoidasida; Piroplasmida; Babesiidae.
AUGGAUGAAUCUCAGGUACUUGACUUGAAAGUUUUGGACGAAACAGACGAUGAAUUGGAGGAAUUUGAUGGGAUUGCUAACAUGCAAGGAAAUAUUGCAGAUGAUCCUGAACUCACCGGCUGGUGCCAAGAUUGGGAUAAUUCUGGAUGGGACGAUGAAGAUGUCGAUGAACAAUUUGUAGAUAGAAUUAUGAAGGAACUAGAGAAUUACAAAGCUAGUAUUAAUAAAAAUUAA